Molecule: messenger RNA, 1431 nt
Organism: Mercurialis annua (annual mercury)
Lineage: Eukaryota; Viridiplantae; Streptophyta; Magnoliopsida; Malpighiales; Euphorbiaceae
Product: mitochondrial uncoupling protein 1
Exons: 9
Coding region: 214-1131 (305 amino acids)
Biological process (GO): mitochondrial transmembrane transport; mitochondrial transport
Cellular component (GO): mitochondrial membrane
Molecular function (GO): oxidative phosphorylation uncoupler activity
Source: RefSeq, a predicted model, not a curated record
GGAAACAAAAUAAAUGAGAAAUGACGACGAAGAACAGAAGGCAACAACAACUGUUAGAGCCGGGGAAUCAAAUCGAAAAGACCCAAUUGGUGAUCGUCACUCUUCCCAAUAUUCCAUUUUUGCACCAAUCUCCUCUCUUUAUCUAACCCACUUUCUUCUCCAUUCAAUUUCUCUCUUAAAUCUUCAUUUCUCUUCUCCGAUCAUCAUCUCAACAUGGUAGCUGCUAGCAACGCUGGUUCUGAUAUUUCCUUCGCCGGAACUUUCGCUAGUAGCGCUUUCGCCGCUUGUUUCGCCGAGAUAUGCACAAUUCCUCUGGACACUGCAAAAGUUAGACUCCAACUCCAGAAGAAAGCUGUUGCUGGGGAUGGAUUGGGCUUACCUAAAUACAAGGGUAUGUUGGGUACAGUGGGUACCAUUGCUAGGGAAGAAGGUCUAUCAUCCCUCUGGAAAGGCAUAAUACCGGGGCUGCACCGGCAAUGCCUAUUUGGUGGCUUGAGAAUUGGGUUAUAUGAGCCUGUUAGGAACUUCUAUGUGGGGAAAGAUCAUGUAGGAGAUGUUCCUUUGUCUAAGAAAAUUCUUGCUGCACUUACUACUGGCGCUGUAGGAAUUUCUAUUGCAAAUCCAACUGAUCUCGUAAAGGUUAGACUUCAAGCUGAAGGAAAAUUAGCCCCUGGUGUGCCAAGGCGAUAUUCUGGAGCCUUAAAUGCUUAUUCUACGAUUGCAAGGCAGGAAGGAGUUGGUGCACUUUGGACUGGGAUAGGACCUAAUAUCGCACGAAAUGCUAUUAUAAAUGCUGCUGAACUUGCCAGUUAUGAUCAAAUAAAAGAGACCAUUCUGAAAAUUCCUGGAUUCACUGAUAAUGUUGUCACUCAUCUUUUUGCUGGGCUCGGCGCAGGUUUUUUUGCUGUCUGUAUCGGUUCCCCAGUAGACGUGGUUAAGUCGCGAAUGAUGGGAGAUGCUGCUUACAAGAAUACACUUGAUUGCUUCAUUAAGACCCUGAAGAAUGAUGGACCUCUUGCUUUCUACAAGGGUUUUAUCCCAAAUUUUGGGCGACUAGGAUCCUGGAAUGUGAUCAUGUUUCUAACCUUAGAACAGGCAAAGAAAUUUGUCAGAGACUUAGAAUCAUCGUGAGCUUAUGAAUAGCAGUCGAGCCAGCAUGCCUGGACAUGGAGACAAAUGGAAGUAGUUAACAGUUUAAUAAGUUUCCUCAUUGGACGAUUUAUUUAUCUUUUACAAAUUUUGAUAGAAGUCCCCUACAGGGGGAAUUUUACAUGCUUGAAAAGCUUCAAAAUAAUCACCAUUUUGGAAUUUUAGUGAUAAUUUAUUCUGAGGAUUUGAUUACUGUUAAUCGCUGAUGUAGUGGAAGCCACAAAUAAACAAAGAUAUUACUUUAGCAGACGAAUUAGAAUUGACUUAAUUCUUCUAUUUUUA